Symbiodinium natans is the source of this 198-nucleotide messenger RNA. The record is from the annotation of a GenBank genome assembly. Lineage: Eukaryota; Dinophyceae; Suessiales; Symbiodiniaceae.
AUGAUGAUGAUGAUGAUGAUGAUGAUGAUGAUGAUGAUGAUGAACCGUUCGGCUGCGGAGGCGCAGCAAGCAGACCAGAGGAGAGCCGCUGAAGCUCAGAAGUCCCUGGAGCCCUUCGGCAGCAGCUGCGUGAUGCGGAGGGUGAUUGUGGUGUUUCCGGUGGAUGCUGAGCAAGGUCCUGCAGUCACGAGCGUGUGA